UUAUAUUUAUGAUAGACAGAGAGAGAGAAAGAGGCAGAGGAGGGAGCAAGCUCCAUGCCGGGGGCCCGACACGGGACCCGAUCCCGGGACUCGAGGAUCGCGCCCCGGGCCAAAGGCAGGCGCCAAAGCGCCGAGCCACCCAGGGAUCCCCCGUUUUAAGCUUUUUAAUGUCUGCCUUCCUUACUAUAAAUUCCCCCAGGGCACGGGCUUACAGACGUCUCCUACUCACUGCAGGUUAAGGAACUUGGACACGGUGGGUCCCUAACGGACCCUUGUCCACUGAAUGUAUAAAAUCUUCGUACGUACUACUGCUCAUUUAGCUGACUGACCCAAGGUUGCGCAGCUGAUUCAAGAUUCGAAUCUAUGGCGUUCUAGCUUUGGAGCCCACGGUCUCACUAUCUCCUCCUUUCCCUCAAAGCUGGAGCCAGAAGGGAGAUGAAUUUAAGGAACCGCGGCUCUACUUGCAGAGGGCCGCCCGCCGCAAGGAGCGCGGCGCCGCGCGCGCCGCCCAGGGCCCGGGAGAGGGGGCACGCGUCACGUGUACCCUGCAGGGCCCGCGGCCGCACCCCGAGGCUGGAAUGCGGCCCCGCCCCGCUCCCGCGCCAGCAAAACCCUGCUCUCCCCGGGUACUGACGUCAAUGAAGGGGGCGCCUCGGGCGCCGCGCUAGGGCGGCCGAGGGGGCAGGGAGGGCCCGGGCGGACACGCCCCUCGCCGCUGCUCCGCUGCUGAUUGGGCCCGGGGAAUCUUCGCACUCGGUUUCGAGGCCGGCGGAGGGCGAGGGGGCGGGGCCCGGGCACGCCCCUCGCCCCUCUGUUGCUGAUGAUUGGCCCACGGGGUCUCCGCGUUCGAUUUUGGGAGGCUCGCCCGGGAGCUCUCGCCGAGGCUCGGCCGAGGAUUGGCUCUUCCCCGGCCGGGGAGCGCUUUCUCCCGGGAGUCGCGGCUGUGACCUAGGUGGCCCGCCUCGGGCAGCCAGGUACGUAGCUCAGAGGCCCGGCUCGCGCUGCGGUGGGAGCGGGCGGGCGGGCCGUCAGACCCCGGUGCCGCUGGGACCCGACCCCGUAGUCCACUUAGCGCCCGGCAUUGUGCGAAGCGGCCACGUCUGAGCCUCGGGGGCCGACCUGUGCUGGGGAUGUCGCCCUGCAGCCUGGGCCAGGAGAUCCCCUCCGAAGCUCUCGACCUGUGGGUGAACGCCGCCUGGACCUUGUGAGCGCCUUCGCAUCAGGAAGCGCCCGCCCUUGCCAAAAGCCGUGAAAGGGUUGGGGUGGGCGCCUCUUAGCUUGCCCCAUCCCUAUUUGAGGUCUGUCGGCGCUGCCUUUCCGCGCGAGCACCCAGGAUGGGCACCCCAGCCUCUGUGGUGAGUGAGCCGCCCCUUUGGCAGCAGGCUCCGGCCGAGGCCCGGGGCCGCAAGCAGGCCUCGGCCAACAUCUUCCAGGACGCCGAGCUGCUGCAGAUCCAGGGCCUGUUUCAGCGCAGUGGGGACCAGCUGGCUGAGGAGCGAGCACAGAUCAUCUGGGAGUGUGCAGGAGACCACCGCGUGGCAGAAGCCUUGAGGAGGCUGCGUAGGAAGAGGCCCCCCCGGUCGAAACCACUGGCCCACUCACUGCACCACUGCAGCCGGCUCAGAAUCCCCGAGCCCUGCACUCCACUGGCCAACCCACAGAGUGGUAGCACGGAGACAGCUUCUGGUGAUCAGUAUCUGAACUCCAGGAGGACAAGUGCCAGGAUCCGCCGGAACUGGAAGAAGCCAGGCCCUACAAGCUACCUCCAUCAAAUCAGACACUGAUCCAGGGAAGGAGCUGGGAAUGGCAUUAUCUUCCCCAGGAAUUACAGGGACUUUUGCCAAAAGGCCCAGGAGGUAAAGAAGGAGGAGAGACUGGAGGCAGAUAGCCCCACAGGGGUAAAUGAAAGACUACUGCCACUGGCCUGCUCCAUUUGGAACAGGACUGGAAAUGUCUCCUGAGCUCUAGGUUAUGUGGGACCCAUUCCUCACCAGAAUGAGAAGAAACCGCGCCUCAGCUCUUCCCAUCUAACAGUACACCUGGGCUGCAUGAUAUUCCCCUAAGUGUUGGACACUCACACUGAGCAUCUCACCACUCCUGCUACCAACCCUCCUGUUCCUGCUGUAACCCACAGUCCAGCAGCCUGCCCACAUCCCUGCCCCUGUCAGGCUAGCACAAGGAAACUGUGGUUUAAGUAGCAAAAUAAAAACAUUUGCAUCAAUAA
Molecule: messenger RNA, 2224 nt
Organism: Nyctereutes procyonoides (raccoon dog)
Lineage: Eukaryota; Metazoa; Chordata; Mammalia; Carnivora; Canidae
Gene: AVPI1
Product: arginine vasopressin induced 1
Exons: 3
Coding region: 1335-1784 (149 amino acids)
Source: RefSeq, a predicted model, not a curated record